Molecule: messenger RNA, 1598 nt
Organism: Myotis brandtii (Brandt's bat)
Lineage: Eukaryota; Metazoa; Chordata; Mammalia; Chiroptera; Vespertilionidae
Product: ADP-ribosylation factor 2-like
Exons: 3
Coding region: 1-375 (124 amino acids)
Biological process (GO): vesicle-mediated transport; intracellular protein transport
Cellular component (GO): plasma membrane; cytoplasm
Molecular function (GO): GTP binding; GTPase activity
Source: RefSeq, a predicted model, not a curated record
AUGGCUGAAUCCCCAAAUCCCAAAUCCCAGCCUCUUGUGUGGUCACAGUCCCUCCCUGCUGUCCUAUACUACUAUUCUACAAGUACACGUGUGAUUUUUGUGGUCGAUAGUAACGACAGAGAACGGAUCAGUGAGGCCCAAGAAGAACUAACCAGAUUGUUAAUGGAGUAUGAGCUCAUGGAUGCAGUCUUGUUGGUGUUUGCAAAUAAACAGGAUGUUCCCAAUGCUAUGAGCACAGCAGAAAUAACAGACAAGCUUGGCUUACAGUCCGUCCGCCGGAGAAACUGGCAUAUUCAGGCUACCAGCGCCACCAGUGGAGACGGGCUUUACAAAGGCCUGGACUGGCUCUCCAACCAGCUUAAGAACCAGAAGUGACUGGAAGCAAUUCAUUCCUGUGCAUCGUGGCAAAACCAGCUGCUUGUGUGUGUGCAAGGAGCAAGUGUGGAUGUGUGGCUGGGCGUGGGGCAGCUUUCUCACACUGUGCCUUGUAUCUGCUAUAAGAAAUCCAGUGUUACAUUUUAAGAAAAACCAGCGUUACAUUUUGUACACUACCUCCUAUUUCAGUAGCCUUGAUGAUCAUCUCUACAGUUGAUGGAGGAAUCCUGAGGGCUGUCGGGUGCACAGGAGCCAGAGUGACCUUCAUGGUAGAAAGGAGAAGGGUUGCUGGCAUGAGGACCAAGUUCAGUUGUGAAGCCCUGGACCUGGCGUCUCUGCAUACUCAGGACCCUGUUAGACUUUAGAGUCUACGAAAAGGGAGGAACUGGCAUUCUUUCCCAUCACUGCCAGAGCUAGAUGCUCACUAUUCAGUGCUUUCAAGCAAAAGGCUCUUGCUUACCACAGGUUUGAAGUUCAGAUUGGAACUUUUCCCUUCAGCUGCAGCCUAGCCCAGACUUCCUGGUGUAACAUACUUUAUUUCAAGGAGUCAGUGAUCUUUUUCACUAGAGUAUCCAGACUACAUGAACACUAGAGAAUUAUCCAGUCCUCCCUUUGUGCUAGUUCCUUCCUUGAUUUGCAUUUUUUUUUUUUUUUUUGGCCAAAAUGGAGACCAUUUUGGGUAGUAACCCAGCAUGAGGCUAAAGCUCUUUGCUGGGGCCACAGUCGAGUGAAGGGUCUGGAAAAGAAAGCAAGGUGACAGUCAUGUUUGUGUCCUUGCAUCACCCUCUCAGGUUUCAGGCUCCUGAGGCUGCUGCUCUCGCUUCUCUGCUCUGUGCUGAAUGUUCUACGCUCUCAAAGCAGGAGGUUAUGAAUGAAUCAUCACCAUGUACAGUAUCUCAAUCCAACUUCCGGUUUGGGCUAACACCUGUGAGUCAUGAGAGUUUGUGAGAGAAUCAAGAGGUUAAUUUGGGGGACAACAUUUCCCCCAGCCCCUGGUAUCUAUUGCCUCUGAGUUGGUGCAAAAUUUCGCCCUCUUGGUAAUGUCUAGCCUACACCACUGUCCAUGGUACUGACGCCCUCUUCUGGAUGGUGGUAAUGUCUUACAUGGAAACAUGCUUUAUGUUGUCAAAAUGUUAAUGAAACUGGCCUGGAGAUGGGCUAGGUCAGUGAUGGCGAACCUAUGACACGUGUGUCAGAGGUGACACGCGAACUCAUUUUUUUGG